Molecule: messenger RNA, 1765 nt
Organism: Cimex lectularius (bed bug)
Lineage: Eukaryota; Metazoa; Arthropoda; Insecta; Hemiptera; Cimicidae
Gene: BBS8
Product: tetratricopeptide repeat protein 8
Exons: 9
Coding region: 267-1757 (496 amino acids)
Biological process (GO): non-motile cilium assembly
Cellular component (GO): ciliary basal body; BBSome; non-motile cilium
Molecular function (GO): protein binding
Source: RefSeq, a predicted model, not a curated record
UGUAUAGAAACGGGACGAAACGACCCGGGAAAAAAGUUAUGCGUGCAGCCUCGCCCACCAUUUCAAUGAAGAAUUUUAAAACUGAAAUUUAAGAAUUUCAUGGAUUCAAAGCUGGGAAUCAAUUUUGUCAAAAGUGGAUCGUAGAAAGAACCGGUUAAUAUUGAAAAAAUCAAACGCUCUCGGCCAUAACGUGUUGUUAGCAACGGAUAACGAAGUCAAAAUCGAUUUUUCCGUUUCCGGCCAAAAAAGCAUACUUUUAUGUUUAAAUGGACCCAUUUUACGAAGCUCUUAGCUUGUACAAGAAGAGGCAUUUCGAAAAAUGUGCCGACAUAUGCACACUCCUACUUGAAAAGAAUCCCUACGACCAGGCAGUGUGGACUUUAAAAAUGCAAUCGUUGACUGCCCAAGUGAUGGUCGAUGACAUAGAAGCUGAUGAGGAAGGAAUUGCAGAUGAACUUUUGGAUUCGGAAACUAUUGCUCAAGUAGCCAGGCCGGGGACUUCAUUGAAAACAGCAGCACCAACAACAGCAGCUGGCAUGAGGCCACGGGGGUCUACAGGGCGACCUCUUAGCGGGAUAGUAAGACCAGCAACGCAAUCAGGCCGGGCGACUUCUUUAGAAAACGCGCUUAAAACGCCCAGAACUGCCAGGUCAGCUAGGCCGGUAACAACUCAUGCAGCUAGAACAAUCAGGCUCGGGACCGCAUCUAUGAUGACUCAACCUAACGGCCCUUUCAUACAGGUUACAAGAUUGAACUUGGCAAAAUACGCAGCGACAGAAGGAAUUGCUAAACCGUUGUUUUUAUAUAUUUUCUACCAUGAAAAUGAUGUGAGAAAUGCACUAGAUUUGGCUGUGGAAGCGACCAAAGCCGCCCAGUACAAAGAUUGGUGGUGGAAAGUCGCUUUAGGCAAGUGCUACUCGAUGCUUGGCCUCACUAGAGAUGCAGAACAACAAUACCGUUCUGCGCUUAAACAAGUACCGACUGUCGACGCUUUCCUGCGCCUUUCAGGCCUUUAUACCAAAUUAGACCAACCCCUGAAUGUUUUAGAAUUAUGCACAUCUGCUCUGCAGAUCUUCCCUGGUGAGGUGACAUUAUCAACAGAGAUUGCAAGAAUACUCGAAGGCCUGAACAAUAUACCAGCCUCGGUUAAAUACUACAGGGAAAUUUUGACCGAAGACUCAACGAAUAUUGAAGCAAUUGCUUGUAUUGCUGUAAAUUACUUCUACUGUGAUCAACCGGAAGUGGCUUUGUGUUUUUACAGAAGGUUGCUUCAAAUGGGUUUAUACAACGCAGAACUCUUCAAUAACAUCGGUCUUUGCUGUUAUUACGCCCAACACUACGACAUGGUAGUCAACUGUUUCGAACGUGCUCUUAGCCUCGCUGUCGAAGAAGCUGCGGCAGAUGUUUGGUACAACAUUUCCCAAGUGGCCAUCGGCGUUGGCGACUUGGCGAUGGCCGUCCAAUGUCUGAGACUUUGCCUCUCGAUCGACUCGAAUCACGGGCCAGCUUAUAACAAUUUAGCCGUUCUCCUUCAUAAGAAAGGACAGACCAACGAAGCCCUUGGAUACUUUCAAGCGGCACAAGGGCUCGGGCCGUAUCUUUUCGAACCGUUUUACAACCACGCACUUUUAACAAAAGAGACUGGAGAUCUACAAACCAGCUAUACAGUGAUUCAAAAGAGCCUGAAUGCUUAUCCAUCACAUGCGCCUUCAAAAGAUAUUCUGAAAUCUCUUGAAAAAUAUUUCCAAGAGUUGUAAAAUAAAUU